GGGAGGCCGGGGCCGGCUCCGGCGCUGUCAGGGGCUGUGCCGGCUCGGCGGGGACGGGGCCGCGCGCGGGCGACAGUCGUUGGGCGCGUGGCGGGCGCCCUGUCAGAGACGCGCGGGGUGUGGGGGACUCCUGUCACGGGGGGUUUCCUCACCCCUGUCGGAGGCUUGCGGGGGGCUCAUGUCACGGGGCGUUUCCUCACCCCUGCCAGAAGGUUGCAGGGGGCUCUUGUCACGAGGGGUUUCCUCACCCCUGUCGUGGCUGGGGCGGGAUGAGCAGGAAUUAUGCUGGAAUAUGUACAAGAUGGUGAGCCAAAGACCAAAUCUAUAGAUUUACUCAAUCUUAGACCUGACACAGAUGCCAUAGCCUUGGUAGAAGAAAUUCAAAGAGGAGAACCUCUCAUCACAGCUUCAUGCAAGGAACAUGUAAUACAUUUAGUACGAAGAUUGCAAGAGAAGCUAGGGGAAAAUGAGGAUCACAAGUUCCAUUUUUUUAAGGUACUUAGAGCACAUAUAUUACCGCUGACUAAUGUAGCAUUUAACAAAUCUGGUUCCUGCUUUAUCACUGGAAGCUAUGACAGAACCUGCAAAGUAUGGGAUACUGAAUCAGGAGAAGAGCUACGUACACUGGAGGGACACAAAAACGUAGUCUAUGCAAUAGCUUUUAAUAAUCCCUAUGGUGACAAGAUUGCCACAGGAUCUUUUGAUAAAACCUGCAAACUUUGGAGUACGGAAACAGGAGAAUGUUAUCAUACUUUCAGAGGACACAGUGCAGAAGUAGUGUGUGUAUCAUUUAAUCUUCAGAGCACCUUGGUGGCAACUGGAAGCAUGGAUACCACCGCCAAAUUAUGGGAUAUAGAGAAAGGAGAAGAAGUAGUCACCUUAAGUGGGCACUCAGCAGAAAUUAUUUCUUUGUCUUUCAACACCACUGGAGAUAAGAUUAUCACUGGCUCCUUUGACCAUACAGUAGCAGUGUGGGAUGUUGGCACUGGCAGAAUGUUACAUAAUUUAGUUGGUCACCAAGGAGAGAUUAGCAAUGCACAGUUCAACUGGGACUGUUCUCUCAUUGUCACUGGAUCAAUGGACAAAACAUGCAUGCUGUGGAAUGCUAUGACUGGGACACAUAUAGCAACUUUAACAGGUCACAGUGAAGAAAUAUUAGAUGUCUGCUUUGAUUAUGCUGGUCAGCGUAUUGCAACUUGCUCCGUUGAUGGAUCAGCAAGAGUCUAUGAUGCAGAAACACAAAAGUGCAUUGCAAAGCUGGAAGGGCAUAGCAGCGAAAUUUCAAAGAUAUGUUUCAACUCUAAGGGCAAUCGUAUACUAACAGCCAGCUCUGAUAAAACAGCUCGACUCUGGGAUGCUGCUACUGGCCAAUGCCUUCAGGUGUUAGGGGGUCACACUGAUGAGAUAUUCUCCUGUGCUUUCAAUUACACAGGCAAUAUAAUCAUUACAGGGAGCAAGGAUAACACCUGCAGAAUAUGGCACUGACUGAAGACAAGGAAAGAUCCAGUUCAGUAUAUCCCUACUUCAUGAGUUUCAUAGUCAAUAAACUCCAUCUUGCAGACGUUUCCUUUCAUGCUCUUUAUUCAGCUUCAGCUUUGAUGAAAUAGAGAAGUUACCUAGAUUUUGAUAGGUUUGACUUUUCUGAUGUUUAGUAGAUAUGGAAUAGUUCUUAUUUUUAAAUUGAAUGGUUUUUUAUAUUUCAAUUUGUGCAUUUUGGCUCUUUGCAUACUGCUGAGAAGAGUCUGGCUCUGUUAUCUCAGUCACGUGAGAGAAACCAUGAGUAGUGUGAAUGAAUCCAAUAGGAUAGCCCCAUUUAUUUGUGUGCAAUUUUUUCCUUGUAACCCUUUUAAUAAAAACUAGCAUUAUGAUA
Molecule: messenger RNA, 1870 nt
Organism: Columba livia (rock pigeon)
Lineage: Eukaryota; Metazoa; Chordata; Aves; Columbiformes; Columbidae
Gene: DAW1
Product: dynein assembly factor with WD repeats 1
Exons: 13
Coding region: 283-1485 (400 amino acids)
Molecular function (GO): protein binding
Source: RefSeq, a predicted model, not a curated record